This is a messenger RNA of Penaeus vannamei (Pacific white shrimp), 2187 nucleotides long. The record is from RefSeq and is a predicted model, not a curated record. Lineage: Eukaryota; Metazoa; Arthropoda; Malacostraca; Decapoda; Penaeidae.
AUUGUUUAUUAAUGAAAAGACCAGCCACCAUAAUGUGUGACGCAAACUCCUCUGAGAUGGUGAAUGGAUUACCCGUCAAGGAGGAAAGUGAGGUGUCACUCAUUGAGGACUGCAGCAGGGAAGUGAAAGAGACAGGAAAUGGAGACGCACUUUUUGAAGCAAAGGAGGUAGAGGAUGUCACGAUCAAAGAGGAAUAUCCAUAUGAUGAGGAACACAUGGUUAUCGUUGAUCCUUUGUUAACUUUCCAGUGCAAGCAUUGUAAGAAAGUGUUUACCACCCAGUGUGAUUUGGAUUUUCAUAUGAAAGAAAAGCAUACAGAAGCAAAGCUUCUGAGUUGUACAAUGUGCAGUGAAACAUUUCUUGAGGAAAGUGACCUGAUGAUGCAUGCCAAAUUUCACAAUCAUGGAAAUCCUUGUAUCAUUAAGAGUUCUCCAUUAUUACCUGACCAGCUACUCCAAUUGGUCCUUCUGAUUAAAGAACGAGAAGGCAUACUCUUCGGGAAUAAACGUGGCCCAAUACUCUCUGCCAGAAAAACACACACAUGGGCUGAAAUAGCCACACUCUUCAAUGCUAAAAAUCUGGGGCAAGGUGCACUAUCCGUACAACAGAUCAAGGAAGCCUGGGAAUACAUCUGUAAGAGGGUAAGGGAGGCUGAAGCUGCCCACCUUAAACAGCAUGGGGCAGCUGGAGAUGUACCACUGAUGUCAACGUUUACAGCCCCUUACAUGCAACUUGCAAGUCACAUUCUCACCAGAGAAUGUAUUUCAGGAAACCAGGCACCGGAGGAGUGUCAAAGUCAAGAUGAACCAAGUGCUAACACGCCAAGAACCAGUAGUUCUCCGCCCAGACCGAAAUAUCGUAAAAUUCUUCCUAAUGUACCUCCACCUCUUGAGACACAAGAUAGUGAAUCAUCUUUUGGUGAGAACGACCAUUCCGAGUCAGAAGAAGAGAACUCGACAGGCUCCUUAGACCCUGGUCGAAGUUCGCAGCCAGAGCAGGCUGAAGCAAAUGCCAAGCCGAAGGAUGGGAACGGAACAGCAGUAGUAUCCAGCAUGAAAGACCUUCUCGGCUCAGUUUCCAGCACAGUGGGACACCAAGUAUUGUUCAUAUGUGGGUCAUGUGGUCUACUGCAUCAAACCGUUGAAGAAGUAAAUGCCUGUGAUGGCAACUCCUCUGUAGCAGAACAAAAUACUGAAAUGAUAAAAAAUGCAGGGCGCGGGCGCCCCAUCUGGCAAAAGCACCAAGUUGAGGCACUCCUCCUGCUGAUGAAGGAAAACUUCCCAAGAUUGAUCGGAAAUUCCUUAAGCAAAACCAAAGUCUAUUCAGAAAUAACUGCUACGUUACAAGAAGUUUUCCAAGGCGUUACAAGAAAACAAGUUGAAAAGAAAUGGAGAUCUAUGAAAUAUGGAUACAGAACCUAUCAAAGAACCAAGCUGAGAGGGGCAAGGGCACUAUUACCAAAGCACUUUAAUCUGCUUCGCUCAAUCUUAGGUGACACACUACCAGCAAGUAUGCAGCCACAAGACAAAAGUUCUGGGGGUCCUACUACCAAUCCUUCAGGAAAUCACCAGGUUCCCUUGACAUCAGAGAAAGAAGCAGUACAGCAGCUACAAACACCGCAAGAACCAAAAGAAGCACAAACUAAUGAAGUUUCAUGUGCUGCUGCCGAAGAGGGGCAGCUCUCCAGAACGAGAACUAUUGACACACAAACGGAGCUAUUGCGUGAUUCAUUGACAGAGUCUGUAAACAUUUUGGUGGACAAGCUUGAUCAUUUUAUGGAGAAAACUGCCAAGCAAAAUGAGGAAAUUUUGAUGUUACUCAAAUCUAGAGAGGAAAGAGAAGCAAGGAAUGAUGCUCUGCGCGAAGAGUAUAGGAAACAAAAACUUGAAAUUUUAAAAGCAAGACAUGAAAGGGGAACAGAUAUUUAACCAAUGUACAAAGCAGGUGUUGUUUACAUAUUGUGAUAUAGCUUUGUGGUAUAGUAAUAAACCAUCCCAGAUGGGCUGAAAGUAACUCGCAACAGGAAGACUGGUGGUGGUGAGAAGACCAAUCACACAGGCCAUGUCUAACACUGAUAGAGGGAAGUUCCUCCUUACUCGUGUCUGUUGUUAACUAUGUCUUUUAUUUUAUUCACAUAUAUGUCUCUGUGCCUUUUGUUGUGUGUGUGUGUGUGUGUGUGUGUGUGUG